CUACUCUGCGCUCCGAUUAGACUAGUCUUCUUUCAAGUGUUCAAGAGAAGCAGGAAUUCAAUUUUAGCCUACGUAUAAAUAGGGAAAAUGAAGCUUGCAACUUUUGCCCUUUUGGCUGCUGCCCUGGCCGUUUGCCAUGGAGCCAGUUUCAACAGCCCAGCGCGUGGUCCGCUCAUCUGGCAAGAAGAAUUCGACAGUCUCGACUACAGCAGGUGGAAGCACUUGAUCACUGCAUGGAGAGGCGGUAACAACGAAUUCCAGUAUUACGACAACCUCCCGGAAAACAGCUAUGUUCGAGAUGGUAUCCUAUACAUCAAGCCAACCUUGACAGCGGAUCGUUUUGGAGAGGAUUUUCUGUACAACGGUGUCCUUGAUUUGAACGCUGAAGGUUGCAAUAUUAACAUCGAUGGAGGCUGCUACGUGGUGGCUGGUAAUGAAAUUAUCAAUCCGGCUCAGUCUGCCCGAAUGGUGUCCAGUGAUUCGUUCAGUUUUACUUAUGGAACAAUCGAAGUCAGAGCUAAAAUGCCUAAAGGCGAUUGGAUUUGGCCAGCAAUUUGGAUGUUGCCCACUGAUGAAGUUUACGGUGGUUGGCCACGAUCGGGUGAGAUUGACAUCGUUGAAUCCCGAGGUAACGCCGAUUUCUCGUGCAAUGGUUCUCCGAUAGGACGACAGUAUGCGGGUUGCACUUUGCAUUGGGGUCCUGAUCCCAGCCAGAAUCGUUACGACCUGACCCACUGGGAAAAGAUCACUCAGAAUCCCGAUUAUGCCAGCGAUUUCCAUCUUUACCGUGUCGAGUGGCUUCCAACUGGUUUCCAGUUCUUCAUUGAUGAUCAAAUGAUUGGUGAAAUGUAUCCCCCUGCAGGUGGAUUCUGGGAAUUGGGAGGAUUUAAAGGACAGAACCUCUGGAGCGCUGGCACUGUUAUGGCUCCCUUCGAUCAACAAUUCCAUUUUGUACUUAAUGUCGCUGUCGGUGGUAACUUCUUCCCUGAUGGCUGUCAAAAUGCCGUUUAUGACAAGCCGUGGACCGCAUCUGAUCCUACUCAAAUGAAAACUUUCUGGGAAAGCCGCGACAAAUGGCUACCCACAUGGAAUGCUGCCACUGAAGACAACACAAUGCAGGUUGAUUAUAUUCGCGUGUAUCAGCUUGGUUAAAUUGCCACAAACUGAUUUAAAAAAAAAAAAUUGAUUUUAUGGAAAGUUUAACUUGACUCUUAAAAGAAUAGAAUAAAAGAAUGCAACAUUU
Molecule: messenger RNA, 1243 nt
Organism: Daphnia pulicaria
Lineage: Eukaryota; Metazoa; Arthropoda; Branchiopoda; Diplostraca; Daphniidae
Product: beta-1,3-glucan-binding protein-like
Exons: 6
Coding region: 88-1152 (354 amino acids)
Biological process (GO): carbohydrate metabolic process
Molecular function (GO): hydrolase activity, hydrolyzing O-glycosyl compounds
Source: RefSeq, a predicted model, not a curated record